Talaromyces proteolyticus is the source of this 315-nucleotide messenger RNA. Its product is annotated as putative microsomal signal peptidase subunit SPC12. The record is from RefSeq and is a predicted model, not a curated record. Gene Ontology annotation, biological process: protein targeting to ER. Lineage: Eukaryota; Fungi; Ascomycota; Eurotiomycetes; Eurotiales; Trichocomaceae. Gene Ontology annotation, cellular component: signal peptidase complex; endoplasmic reticulum membrane. The coding region runs from base 1 to 315 and encodes 104 amino acids. The transcript is spliced from 3 exons.
AUGGAUAACUUACUGGCUUCUCUCCAGGAUGCUGCCGAGGGCCAAAUUGACUUUGAAGGCCAGCGCCUCGCUGAGAUGCUUUCUACGGUGCUAUUGAUUAUAUUUGGGGCUGCUUCAUUUGUGGUUGGAUACAUUCAACAAGAGAUAUACCUGACAUUAUGGAUUGGCAUUGCCGGCACCGCCUUUACAGCUCUGGUCGUUGUUCCUCCCUGGCCAUUCUACAAUCAAAACCCGCAGCCAUGGCUUAACUCUAAAACCGGUGGAGCUGUUCGAAAUGUUCCUGGGAUUAUUGUUGAUGGCGUCAAGGUGGGAUGA